Molecule: messenger RNA, 429 nt
Organism: Apis cerana (Asiatic honeybee)
Lineage: Eukaryota; Metazoa; Arthropoda; Insecta; Hymenoptera; Apidae
Biological process (GO): angiotensin-activated signaling pathway
Cellular component (GO): plasma membrane
Source: RefSeq, a predicted model, not a curated record
AUGCCGGAUAUGUCUAGUAUAUCCCAUUAUCCCUUAAAGGUGAUAUUUGCAAUUCAUUUAGUCCUAGUAACAUGGGGCAUUCAGGGACAAUGGUGUCCAAAAUCUGUAAUGUUUUACAAUUUCCUUUUCUUCGUCUGCUUAUUGUGGGCUAUUCAUAAUAUUGAAUCAGAUGAACCUCUACAAUUUUUUUUAACAUUAGCAGUCUAUUUUCCAACAACGUAUGCAUCUGAGAAGUUUAGUGCAGCGAUUAUGAUCUUAAACAUGAUUGCUCGCAUCAUCACAAGCAUAUAUCUUCUACGAAUAGGCCAAGCAAGAGGUGGAUGUUUAGCCACAAUGUUCACUACAAAUCCUGCAAUGGGCUUUGGUCGACAGGAUUACGAGGACAUAUCUCAUCCGAUUCCACAAAAUUCCGAUUUUGCUGGAGUUUAA